Molecule: messenger RNA, 1613 nt
Organism: Argentina anserina (silverweed cinquefoil)
Lineage: Eukaryota; Viridiplantae; Streptophyta; Magnoliopsida; Rosales; Rosaceae
Product: tubulin alpha chain
Exons: 2
Coding region: 81-1436 (451 amino acids)
Biological process (GO): microtubule cytoskeleton organization; mitotic cell cycle
Cellular component (GO): microtubule; cytoplasm
Molecular function (GO): GTP binding; structural constituent of cytoskeleton
Source: RefSeq, a predicted model, not a curated record
CCCAAAACCUAAACGGCGUCUUGGUAAACGCCGCUUCAUCUCCACCUUCUUCCUUCGUUUUCAAAACCCUAACCCUAAAAAUGAGAGAGUGCAUCUCGAUCCACAUCGGCCAGGCCGGAAUCCAAGUCGGCAACGCCUGCUGGGAGCUCUACUGCCUCGAGCAUGGGCUCCAGCCAGACGGCCAGAUGCCUAGCGACAAGACCGUCGGCCGCGGCGACGACGCCUUCAACACCUUCUUCUCCGAGACCGGCGCCGGCAAGCACGUCCCUCGCGCCAUCUUCGUCGACCUCGAGCCCACCGUCAUCGACGAGGUCCGCACCGGCACCUACCGCCAGCUCUUCCACCCCGAGCAGCUCAUCUCCGGCAAGGAGGACGCCGCCAACAACUUCGCCCGCGGUCACUACACCAUCGGCAAAGAGAUCGUCGAUCUCUGCCUCGACCGGAUCCGGAAGCUCGCCGAUAACUGCACCGGCCUCCAGGGGUUCCUGGUGUUCAAUGCCGUCGGAGGGGGUACCGGGUCGGGUCUCGGGUCGCUUCUGCUCGAGAGGCUCUCGGUGGACUAUGGGAAGAAGUCGAAGCUCGGAUUCACUGUGUAUCCUUCUCCUCAGGUUUCGACGUCGGUGGUGGAGCCUUAUAACAGUGUGCUCUCUACUCACUCGCUGCUUGAGCACACCGAUGUGUCUGUUUUGCUCGACAAUGAGGCUAUCUAUGACAUCUGCCGCAGAUCCCUGGACAUUGAGCGCCCUACUUACACCAAUCUCAAUCGCCUAGUCUCUCAGGUGAUUUCAUCUUUGACUGCCUCUCUGAGGUUUGAUGGUGCUCUGAAUGUGGAUGUGACUGAAUUCCAAACCAAUUUGGUGCCAUACCCAAGGAUCCAUUUCAUGCUCUCCUCCUACGCUCCUGUGAUCUCUGCAGAGAAAGCAUACCAUGAGCAGCUCUCAGUGGCUGAAAUCACCAACAGUGCUUUUGAGCCAGCUUCUAUGAUGGCCAAGUGUGAUCCUCGCCAUGGCAAGUACAUGGCCUGCUGUUUGAUGUACCGAGGAGAUGUGGUACCCAAGGAUGUGAAUGCGGCUGUGGCCACCAUCAAGACCAAGCGUACCAUUCAGUUUGUGGACUGGUGCCCUACUGGGUUCAAGUGUGGUAUCAACUAUCAGCCACCCACCGUUGUUCCAGGAGGUGACCUCGCUAAAGUGCAGAGGGCUGUGUGCAUGAUCUCCAACUCCACCAGUGUGGCUGAGGUGUUCUCCCGCAUUGAUCACAAGUUUGAUCUGAUGUACGCCAAGCGUGCUUUUGUGCAUUGGUAUGUGGGUGAGGGCAUGGAGGAAGGAGAGUUCUCUGAGGCACGUGAGGACCUUGCUGCUCUGGAGAAAGAUUAUGAGGAGGUUGGUGCCGAGUCUGCUGAGGGAGAUGAUGGCGAUGAGGGAGAUGAGUACUGAUUCUGUUGCUAUAUGUUGGUGCCUUCAAGUUUCUUUCUAUUUUACUGUUAUGUUAUGUAAUGCUUAAUGCUGGAUAAUUGGUGUGGGUUUGUGGUGUAUGUGCAUCAUACCAUUGUAGCACAAGCACUUCUAUAUUUCUAGUAUGUUGAACAUUUUCUAUUGCUUCUGCAAUAAAUC